CAGGCACGUGGCGCGCGCGGGGCCUUGUGGGAUGCGUAGUUCCACCCCGUCUGCAGAGCUGAGGGAAAGAUGAGCGGGGGAAAGAAUAGUAGAGGCGUGGCUUCCGGGGAGGUUCCCGAGACUAGCGCGCCGCAAGCGACGCUCACCCAGAAGCCGAGGCGGGGCUCGCGGACUACAUUUCCCAUCAGGCGCGCGCUUCCGCCCGGCGCCUUCGUUUCCGGCCAGGCCAGGAGGGCGGGCGGAAGCCUCGCGACGAAGCUCUCCCGUCGCUCCGCCAUGGCGUCCGGCUGCCGCGUCGGCCCCUCCAUCCUCAACAGCGACCUGGCGGCCCUGGGCGCCGAGUGCGGCCGGAUGGUGGAUUGCGGAGCGGACUACCUGCACCUGGAUGUAAUGGACGGGCAUUUUGUACCAAACAUCACUUUUGGCCACCCUGUUGUAGAGAGCCUUCGGAAGCAGCUGGGUCAGCAGCCCUUCUUCGAUAUGCAUAUGAUGGUUGCUAAGCCAGAACAGUGGGUGAAGCCUAUGGCUGUAGCAGGUGCCAAUCAAUAUACCUUUCACAUAGAAGCUACCAACAAUCCAGGGGCACUCAUUAAGGACAUAAGAGAAAAUGGGAUGAAGGUUGGUUUGGCUAUCAAGCCAGGAACUACAGUAGAAUAUUUAGCACCAUGGGCCAAUCAGAUAGACAUGGCCUUAGUUAUGACUGUGGAACCUGGAUUUGGUGGGCAGAAGUUCAUGGAAGAUAUGAUGCCAAAGGUUCAUUGGCUGAGAACACAGUUUCCUUCCUUGGAUAUUGAAGUGGAUGGUGGUGUAGGGCCAGAUACCAUUCAUAAAUGUGCAGAGGCUGGAGCAAAUAUGAUUGUGUCUGGGAGUGCUAUAAUGAAGAGUGAUGAUCCCAGAGCGGUGAUUAAUCUCCUGAGGAACGUAUGUUGUGAAGCUGCUCAAAAGCGUUCCCUUGACCGAUGAAAUCAGGUUGCGACUUGGGAGGGCUGCUUUCUUGUAUAUGUGUGGGUGGGAUGUUGUGGAAUUAUGGUGCUGCUAAAGGAAAACUGCAGGUUUUCCUGUGCUGCAGAGAAUAUCAUCUUGGCAGCUUGGAAGUAUAUUGGUCCAGUGCUAUCCUUUGAUUUCAGAAAACUUUGUAAUAUGCAUUACAAAAUCAGGGUGCCUCUUGCUUGAAGAUGGUAUGUGUCAGCUUGCAAUCUAAGACAAAUGUAUUUUGUUCUACAUUCAACACAGAUUUGUUCAUUCCUUAAUAACUUAAAUGUUUUGAAAAUAAACACUGAUAAACAAGA
Podarcis raffonei (Aeolian wall lizard) is the source of this 1289-nucleotide messenger RNA. RefSeq names its product ribulose-5-phosphate-3-epimerase (gene RPE). The transcript is spliced from 6 exons. NCBI's taxonomy places the organism in Eukaryota, Metazoa, Chordata, Lepidosauria, Squamata, Lacertidae. The record is from RefSeq and is a predicted model, not a curated record. Gene Ontology annotation, cellular component: cytosol. The coding region runs from base 70 to 963 and encodes 297 amino acids. Gene Ontology annotation, biological process: carbohydrate metabolic process; pentose-phosphate shunt, non-oxidative branch; pentose-phosphate shunt. Gene Ontology annotation, molecular function: metal ion binding; D-ribulose-phosphate 3-epimerase activity.